AAUGUUUUAUUUUUUAACAUUUAUUCCUAUUUCUAAGAAUAUUUCUUUCAUUAUAUGCAAGUCUUUACAUUUUCUGUUAAAGUUUCCCCUCAAUCACUCCUGUUAUUCUGGAUGUUUUCCGUUCUCUUUUCCUCUCCCUCCUCUCCACGCAGUCCGCCUAUAGGUUUCAUUUUUUAUUAUAACCUCAGGUUUUGUAUGUACUUUUUAGAUUGUCCAUUGGCCAUUUGUCCUUUUAACCUUUCUCAAUUACCGCACUGAGGUCACGUCUGACGUCAGCGACUGGACGAUAUAUUCGCACUUUGGGGAAAGAUACGCGACCUAUCCGAAACGAGAACGGAAUAUCAUCCCCUUUGCUGGUUACCGCUCUUUUUCCCGAGUCUAUUUACAACCCCGGCGACGUAAUUAGUGAGCAACGUAAAAUCACAUCUCCCGUUAUGAGAGGAAUCUGUUUUCUUUUUUUUCUUCCCUCUUCUUUCCUUUUCGAGAACGGCAGGGUCGCGCAGUUGCAUAUCGCGGGCGUGUUGGCCGCACGUGACGUAACAUACAGCACAUUACCCGGCAGCCUCGGCCGCGCGCUCGUUUGCUUGGCCGUAGAGAGGAAAGCAGGCAAGCGGGACGCGAGAAUGCACCUGGCUGGCGCGGCGCGGCGUGUCCCGGCCCGGUACACAAGAGAGUGACCUGCCAACCUGCGCGUUCUCGCUCGCUCGCUCAUUCGUCCUCUCUCUUUCUCUUUUUCUCUCUCUCUCUCUCUUUCGCCCGAGCGUUCGACGGAACGACCGACGGAGCGGUCGGCCUGCGUUCACCUGCGCGCAAGGUGGCUGCGGGAGAAGCAUAGCGGCGGCGGCGGCGGCGGUGCGCGGUUCUUCUGAGUUCUUCGCGUGAACCGAUCACGAGCGAGAACGCGACGAAACGCUCCGGCGCGGACGCGUCGUCGAUCGACGCACGUUGCGACGAACGAGCGAGCGAGCGAGCGAGCGAGCGAGCAAGCGAGUGAGUGCGUGCGUAUGUGCGUGCGUUCGCUGUCCAGUCAACUACGUUAUUCUCCAUGUUCAGCAUUAUCGCCGAUAUAUCGCGGUGAUCACAAGUUGAAGAACGAACGAAGAACGAACGAGCGAACUGACACACAACAGAGAGAAAUGGACAGGGACCAUAGGGAGCAACGCGAUCACGAUAAUCUGAGCGAGAAGGAACCGGACUGCAAAGUUGGAAUGGCUUUCUGCAGCCUCUCCCACCAUCGCGAUCGUACGCCGGAUGCCGAUGCAGAGAGAGACAUGGACAUCGAUCCGGCUGAUCAUGUCGAGAAUUUGCACGACGACAAGCAUGAGAAAUUAGGGAGGAAUUUUCAUAAUAUAGGACAUCAUCCAGCCAUGAGAGAUGUAGAUAGGGAUCAAAAUCAUGUUGAUAUGCAUGACGACAAGAUAGACCUUAAGAUAGGAAGAGACUUUCGUAAUCUCGGCCAUCAUCCUGGAAUGGUUCAUUUGCAUUCUGAUUCUUUCAUUAAAAAACAAUUAGCGAGGGACGUUCGCGGCUCAUUAGGCUUAGGAUUGUCCUUAGAACUUUGUGUAGUUUGUGGGGACAGAGCUAGUGGCAGGCAUUAUGGAGCAAUUAGCUGCGAGGGGUGCAAAGGGGAUUUUAAGCGCAGCAUCCGCAAGCAGCUGGGCUACCAAUGUAGAGGAACCAAAAGUUGCGAAGUUACCAAACAUCACAGAAAUCGUUGUCAGUAUUGCAGACUUCAGAAGUGCUUGGCGAUGGGCAUGAGAAGCGACUCUGUACAACAUGAGAGAAAACCAGUAUUGGGUGAUUCGGCUGGGACAAAAGUUGGCAAUCGUAACCCUAGGGUAAAACCUGAGCCGCAACAGCCUGCGCCCGAGGCACUACCGACUUGGGAACAACCCGAGAGCCCUAGCAUGGAAGACCAAAGCAGCGAUAGUGACGCUCUCAGCGAUGCUUUGACCUUAGCUCGUGAGCGUUUACUCCUUUCUCAUGCGUUAGCAGAUAGUAUGGCUAAAAUCAUUAGUGAUAAUGUUAAUGGCUCGAGCGAACCAGAAGAAGAAUGGACCGGCCAAUUAAUCUCUGAGCGAAAUACGUUGUUUGAAUUGAGGGCGCCUAGCCCAGCACCUGUGUAUUUGUCUAUUCACUACAUAUGUGAAAGUGCAGCUAGAUUAUUAUUUUUGUCUGUACAUUGGGCACGAGGAAUUCCAGCAUUUCAAGCUUUGCCAUCUGACGUUCAAACUACUUUAGUUAGAAGUUCCUGGGGACAAUUGUUCACAUUAGGUCUGGCACAAUGUGCAUAUACCUUGUCACUUCCUAGUAUUUUGACAUCGAUAAUUAAUCACUUACAAGCUAGUAUCGCACAAGAGAAAGUCACCGCUGGCAAAGUAAAAUGCGUUACAGAACAUAUAUGGAGACUACAGGAUUGUGUAAAUUCACUGCACAAGCUACAAGUGGAUUCUGUUGAAUACGCAUAUCUUAAAGCUUUAACGCUUUUUAGUGCUGAUAAUGUCUUAGCAGGCAUUUGGCAUAAGAAAGUUGAAGUCUUGCAGGAAGCAGCAUGGACGGAGCUGCAGCAACGUGUAGGCUCCGAUAGAUUACCUCGCCUUCUGUUGAGGCUAGCACCUCUCCGCUCGAUUAAUCCUAGAGUUCUGGAGGACCUCUUCUUCUCGGGUCUUAUUGGUCGAGUAAGCGUAGCUAGCGUCGUGCCUUAUAUUCUUACCAUGCAAGAUUAUAAAACUGAACCAGAAAGUCAUGCAGGGUGACGAAUAUUGUCAGUGCAAUAUAAAUCGUGACCUAAAAGAGUGAUAUAAACGUAAAUGUUGGAUGCCUCGUUUUUGUACAACGAAAAUGUUUACUCAAACGCGAACGUUGACAUAAUUUUUAUUUUCGCAUUUCCCUUUUUCUUUUCAAAUAUUUGCAUAAGAAUAUGACGCAAUAAUGAGGCGCACAUAAAUUUGAAUUAAUUAUAAAUGCAUGUAUUACUGUAAUAAUAGUAAUUGUACAUAUAUAUCUAU
This is a messenger RNA of Acromyrmex echinatior (Panamanian leafcutter ant), 3008 nucleotides long. RefSeq names its product Hormone-receptor-like in 78. Gene Ontology annotation, biological process: regulation of DNA-templated transcription. NCBI's taxonomy places the organism in Eukaryota, Metazoa, Arthropoda, Insecta, Hymenoptera, Formicidae. The record is from RefSeq and is a predicted model, not a curated record. Gene Ontology annotation, molecular function: DNA-binding transcription factor activity; zinc ion binding; sequence-specific DNA binding.